Messenger RNA from Scophthalmus maximus (turbot), 1793 nucleotides. It is a transcript of the gene bag1, whose product is annotated as BCL2 associated athanogene 1. Gene Ontology annotation, biological process: protein stabilization. The transcript has 7 exons. NCBI's taxonomy places the organism in Eukaryota, Metazoa, Chordata, Actinopteri, Pleuronectiformes, Scophthalmidae. The coding region runs from base 91 to 714 and encodes 207 amino acids. Gene Ontology annotation, molecular function: protein-folding chaperone binding; adenyl-nucleotide exchange factor activity. Gene Ontology annotation, cellular component: membrane; cytosol; nucleus. The record is from RefSeq and is a predicted model, not a curated record.
GCUACCGGAAGUAGCAAGUGCCACCAGCAUCAGUUAGCCGCGGCUGUGUGGUCCGUGUUGAUGUGAUUGCAGGACUCUAGGAAGGAAACAAUGUCACAGCAAACGAUCACGGUGACAGUUGCGAACGGAUCUACAAAGCACAGCAUCACGUUAACUGUGCACGAGGAUGGGAAGGGUCCGACCGUCAAAGACCUGUCAGAGGCUCUCACCCAAACCACUGGAGUCCCAGCAGCCUCACAGAAACUCAUUUUCAAAGGAAAAUCGCUGAAGGACAUGGAGGAGAGUUUAUCCAGCUAUGGGAUAAAAGAAGGCUGCAAGCUCAUGAUGAUCGGAAAGCGGAACAGUCCUGAGGAAGAAGGCGAACUGAAGAAGCUCAAGGACAUCGAGAAGUCUGUGGAACAGACGGCGAAAAAGCUGGAGAAAGUGGACGGGGAGUUGACUGGACUUAAAAAUGGCUUCCUGGCCAAAGACCUGCAGGCAGAGGCGCUGGGUAAACUGGACCACAGGGUGAAAAUAGCCGCUGAGCAGUUCAUGAAGAUUCUGGAGCAGAUAGAUACUAUGACUGUCCCAGACAACUUCAAUGACUGCAAAAUGAAGAAAAAGGGACUUGUAAAGACGGUGCAGGAUUUCCUGGCACAGUGUGACAAGAUCGAGGCCUGUAUAUCAGAUCACCUAUCAAAGAUCCAGUCGAAAAACCUCGCCCUGGCGGACUAGAGCUACAAUGUCUCCCUCAUCAUGUGCUAUACAUUGCUCUGUGAGCAACAUGUACAGAACGCUUCGAGUGUGGAGCAAGACCCUCGUCUAUUUAUUGUUGGUGUGAUGUGUCUGAGAAAUUCCCUCACGACAGUCCUUUGAAUGGAAGGAGGCUAUUUAACGACACCGAGGCUAUAGGUGCACCACGGAUACAUUCUCCGGGGGUAAAGACAGAUGUGAGGGGCUCUCUAAGAUACUUAAAACCUCAGACACUCCGAGGUGCUUUGAAAACUGUGGCAAAUUAUAUAUUGUAAAUCUGUUUAAUGCGUCCAUAAUUAGUGAUCAAUGGAACCACUGCUGCCAAAAUAUCUCUCAAAUUGUCCAUGAGUUACAACAACAGAGAAAUCAUGUCUGUUUUUUUGGUGACUGUGAUUUUCCAACUGCUGAGUGUUAAACAUGGCAGUUUGUACACACAUGGCCAAAAGUAUGUGGACAAUCAAAAUAGAUGCAUGAGAUUGUUUUGAAUCCAAAUGAUGAGUUUUAAUCUGCUAUGCUAAAGGCCCGCUGGGCUUUCUGUAGGAUUUUGGAACAUGGCAGCAGAAAUUUUCUCCCAUUCAGAUACAAAAGAAAGCAUUGGGCAAGAAACCUGGACUCGCAGUCGCUGUUCCAGUUCACAUCAAAGGUGGGUGGUGUUAAGGAUAGGGCCCGGUCAAGUUCUCUCCAGUUACUCACUUGUGAGGAUUUGCCGAACUGCUUUGUCAAUUCUCAUGUGAUUGUAAAAACUGGAUGUCUUUGGGGUUUUGGACUGUUGGUAUUUUAUGAAAAAUGUGUGGACAUUCUACAAAGGAUUAAUCAAGAAAAUAAGUUACGGUUGCUGUAGCCUACAGAACACUGUCCACAUUCUUUUGGCCAUAUAGUGUAUGUAUAUACUAUUUGAUUUUCAUUGAGUCAACACCAAACUAGCACCUUUUCGUUAAAUCCGUUGAGUGAUCCCAUGUGUCUUUGAAAUGUGUAAGAACUGUGGAAUUGUAUUCGAUUUAAAUCAUCUGUCAGUAUGACGUACGCCGUUCAAAAAAAUGAAUAAAAACGUUUUGAAAGUA